Messenger RNA from Pyrus x bretschneideri (Chinese white pear), 1920 nucleotides. RefSeq names its product G-box-binding factor 1. Gene Ontology annotation, molecular function: DNA-binding transcription factor activity; sequence-specific DNA binding. The transcript is spliced from 11 exons. Lineage: Eukaryota; Viridiplantae; Streptophyta; Magnoliopsida; Rosales; Rosaceae. Bases 549 to 1598 code for a protein of 349 amino acids. The record is from RefSeq and is a predicted model, not a curated record. Gene Ontology annotation, cellular component: nucleus. Gene Ontology annotation, biological process: regulation of DNA-templated transcription.
AGCUCCUUUCUCUCUUCUUAUAUAAUUCUCUCGCAUCACGCGUCUCCUGGCCUGAUUUAUCUUUAAUUGCCUUUGGAUUUCGUGUUUGUAUUCCACAAUUUGUGCCAAAAAUCUCAGCUUUAUUUGAAUUCUGUGUUGUUUGCAUGAGCCAAUCUGUUGCUGCUGCUAAUUUAUUACUGUCAGCCUUUAAUUGUAAUUGAAAUUUUGAAUUUUGAGCUUUGAGGUAGGAAAAUUAGUUAAAUUUGGAUAAAGGGUAGGUUUAAUUUAAUCCACUGUCGGGUAAAUUUUGUAGCUUUGGGUUUCAAAUCUGUGUGUUUGAAUAGUAAAUACUUGAGAAUUUGAAUGUGAUUCUUCAACAAUUGAGCAAGUAAUUUUGUUUUUGAUUAAUUGAAUUAGUAAUUUUGUUGCUGCUAAAUUUUAAGCAUGUAAUUAGUGAAUCUGAGGACUGUUAAUUUUGGUGUCCUUCAGGUUCUUCAUAGAUUAUUUUGAAGAAUUAAACGUGAUCUGGUAAAAUUAGAACUAAAAGGGGUAUUUGCUGAGCAAUAGAAAUGGGGACAGGGGAAGAGGGUACUCCUUCUAAGCCUUCCAAACAAGCUUCGACACCUCAGGAAUUACCAACAACACCUUCAUAUCCCGAUUGGUCCAGCUCUAUGCAGGCUUAUUAUGGUCCUGGAGGUACUCCGCCUCCCUUUUUCGCCUCCACUGUUGCUUCCUCAACUCCACACCCCUAUAUGUGGGGAGCCCAGCAUCCUAUGAUGCCGCCAUAUGGAACUCCAGUUCCAUAUCCGGCCAUGUAUCCUCCAGGUGGAGUUUAUGCUCAUCCCAGUAUGGUGAUGACCCCAGGCGCACCACAACCAACCCCGGAGUUGGAAGGGAAGGGUCCUGACGGGAAAGAGCGGGCUUCAACCAAAAAACCCAAGGGAACUGCAGGAACUGCAUGUUUGGCUGGUGGCAAGGUUGUGGAGAGUGGAAAAGCAACUUCAGGUUCAGGAAAUGAUGGCGCUUCGCAAAGUGGUGAAAGUGGUAGUGAGGGUUCAUCGGAUGGAAGCGAUGAUAAUGCUAACAAUCAGGAGUAUGGUGCAAACAAGAAGGGAAGCUUUGACAAGAUGCUUGCGGAUGGGGCAAAUGCACAAAAUAGCACUGGGACACUUGUUCAGGCUUCAGUGCCUGGGAAGCCAGUCUCUAUGCCUGGAACUAAUCUGAAUAUCGGAAUGGACUUAUGGAAUGCAUCCUCUGCGGGUGCUGGAGCUGCAAAAGUGAGAGGAAAUCCGUCAGGUCCUCCAUCAGCUGGUGGUGCUGAGCAUUGGAUUCAAGACGAACGUGAACUGAAAAGGCAGAAAAGAAAGCAAUCAAAUAGGGAGUCAGCUAGGAGGUCAAGAUUACGGAAGCAGGCAGAGUGUGAAGAGCUACAAGCAAGGGUAGAGGCUUUGAGCAAUGAGAAUCAUAGCCUCAGAGAAGAGCUGCACAGGCUUUCUGAGGAAUGCGAGAAACUUACAUCUGAGAAUGCUAAUAUAAAGGAAGAACUGACACAAGUGUGCGGACCCGAUUUGGUAGCAAACCUUGAGCAGCAGCCUGGUGGUGGUGAGGGCAACAGCUGAGAUGGAGUAUUAGUCUUGCUUUGUAGUAACAGAGAUUGAUUGAGCUCGGGAAGCCACACGACCCUUCCUCGGAUUGAGCUCGGGAAGCCAUGACCCUUCCUCGGAUUGAGCGUAGAGAAAUUGUUUUCCUUACUAAUUUAUACACUUUAAACCCUUUUCCCUGUAACGGUAACGUUUAUUGUGAAGUAUGUAGCUGAUGAGUUGGAACCCCGGGAGCCAUGCAGAUUAUUGUAUCAUCGGGAAAAGAGUGUAUAGUAGAUUUACUUCCAUUUGCUAUUUCGAGUUUUUGAAUCGAAGUGUGGCUUCGGAUUCUUGUGCCCCA